This is a messenger RNA of Lucilia sericata (common green bottle fly), 847 nucleotides long. RefSeq names its product glutamate receptor ionotropic, kainate 2-like. Bases 19 to 792 code for a protein of 257 amino acids. NCBI's taxonomy places the organism in Eukaryota, Metazoa, Arthropoda, Insecta, Diptera, Calliphoridae. Gene Ontology annotation, biological process: monoatomic ion transport. The transcript has a single exon. Gene Ontology annotation, molecular function: glutamate-gated receptor activity. Gene Ontology annotation, cellular component: postsynaptic membrane; plasma membrane. The record is from RefSeq and is a predicted model, not a curated record.
GAUUUGGCUGUGGCUCCCAUGACUAUAACGCAUGCACGGGAAAGUGUUAUAGAUUUUACGAAACCAUUUAUGAAUCUAGGCAUAAGUAUUCUUUUUAAGGUUCCAACAACACCACCAACGAAAUUAUUUUCGUUUAUGAAUCCCUUGGCAUUUGACAUAUGGCUUUAUGUAUUGGCGGCAUAUUUUUUAGUUUCUUGUACCAUCUAUGUAGUAGCGAAAUUUUCACCGAUUGAGCAUAACAGGAAUAGGACCAACAUAUGCAUUAAUAGUAAAAAUGCUGAUUUCAACUUAGCAAAUAGUUUUUGGUUCACUAUUGGUACCUUAAUGCAGCAAGGUUCUGACUUGUCUCCACGAGCCAUUUCGACACGUAUAAUAAGUGCUAUUUGGUGGUUCUUCACACUUAUAAUUAUUGCUUCGUAUACGGCGAAUUUGGCAGCAUUUUUAACAGUUGAACGUAUGACUACUCCCAUUGAAAAUGCUGAAGACUUGGCUAGUCAAACAGAAAUUUCGUACGGUACUUUGGAUAGUGGCUCGACAAUGACCUUUUUUCGAGAUUCCCUCAUUGAAACGUACCGUAAAAUGUGGCGUAAUAUGGAUAAUAAAAAGAAGCCUAGUGCCCUAACUAGCACCUAUGAUGAAGGUAUCAAAAGAGUGAAAGAGAGCAACUACGCCUUUCUAAUGGAAUCGACAAUGCUGGAUUUCAUUGUACAACGGGAUUGCAAUUUAACACAAAUUGGUGGUCUACUAGACACUAAAGGUAAAGAAUUGACAAAAAUAAAUAAGAGGGUAUAGUUACAUUCAAACCCAUUUAUAGCGAAGUUCGUAAUAUUACGGGUGAUGUUUUUGA